AUGACCGGAGAAAGCGCUGAGAAUUCUGAGCUUGAGCCGCAAAAGAAGAAAAGAAAAGCACUUGCUUCAGCAGAGGCAGUACCUGAUGAGGUCAAGAUUCUCAAGACAGAAAAGAAAAAGAAGAAGAUCACGACGGCAGAGACAAUAGCUGAGGAGGUCACGAUUCCUCAGACAGGAAAGAAAAAGAAGAACCCAAUGGCUUCUGCAGCAAUAGCUGAGGAAGUCAAGAUUCGUCAGACAGAAAAGAAAGAAAAGAAGAAGAACACAAUGGCUUCUGCAGAGGCGAUACCUGAAGAGGUCAAGAUUCGGAGGGCAGAACACAAAAAGAAGAAAAGCACAACGGCAGAGGCAGCCGAGGAGGUCAAUAUUCCUGAGACAGAAAAGAAAAAGAAGGGGACGAAGACACGGGCUCCCGCAGGGGCAGUGGUUGAGAAGGUUGACACUACGACCGACAAGAGAAAGAAGAAGGCAUCGGCUUUGGCAGAGGCAGUUUUGAAGGAGACUCCUCAGACCAAAAGGAAUAAGAAGACACAAAAGACGGCAAGUCACACCGAGGGGGCCCUGAUCCAGAAGGUCCAAGUUGAGAAGUCUGCGAGCUCGCCACGACUGGUCGUCUCCCAGGCCAGAAAGAAGGCCAGAAAGAAGAUAUAG
Molecule: messenger RNA, 651 nt
Organism: Durusdinium trenchii
Lineage: Eukaryota; Dinophyceae; Suessiales; Symbiodiniaceae
Source: the annotation of a GenBank genome assembly